Dipodomys spectabilis (banner-tailed kangaroo rat) is the source of this 1703-nucleotide messenger RNA. It is a transcript of the gene B3gat2, whose product is annotated as beta-1,3-glucuronyltransferase 2. The record is from RefSeq and is a predicted model, not a curated record. NCBI's taxonomy places the organism in Eukaryota, Metazoa, Chordata, Mammalia, Rodentia, Heteromyidae. The transcript has 4 exons. Gene Ontology annotation, molecular function: galactosylgalactosylxylosylprotein 3-beta-glucuronosyltransferase activity. The coding region runs from base 1 to 975 and encodes 324 amino acids. Gene Ontology annotation, cellular component: Golgi membrane. Gene Ontology annotation, biological process: carbohydrate metabolic process; chondroitin sulfate proteoglycan biosynthetic process.
AUGAAGUCGGUGCUGUUCAGCCGCUUUUUCAUCCUCCUGCCCUGGAUCCUGAUCGUCAUCAUCAUGCUCGACGUGGACACGCGCAGGCCCGCGCCACCGCUCACCCCCCGCCCGCACUUCUCUCCCUACGCCGCGGGCCGCGGGGCAGCCCGCGUCCCGCUCCCCCGCAGGGUCAGCCCAGGGCGCCACGCGGAGCAGCGCAAUGAGUCUCGGCCGCGGGCGGAGCCGGAGCCGCCGCUGCCCACCAUCUAUGCCAUCACGCCCACCUACAGCCGCCCGGUGCAGAAAGCGGAGCUCACCCGCCUGGCCAACACGUUCCGCCAGGUGGCGCGGCUGCACUGGAUCCUGGUGGAGGACGCGGUGGCGCGCAGCGAGCUGGUGAGCCGCUUCCUGGCGCGGGCCGGGCUGCCCAGCACGCACCUGCACGUGCCCACGCCGCGGCGCUACAAGCGGCCGGGGCUGCCGCGCGCCACCGAGCAGCGCAACGCGGGCCUCGCCUGGCUGCGCCAGACGCACCAGCAGCAGCGCGCCCAGCCUGGUGUGCUCUUCUUUGCCGACGACGACAACACCUACAGUCUGGAGCUCUUCCAGGAGAUGCGAACCACACAAAAGGUGUCAGUGUGGCCAGUGGGCCUGGUUGGUGGGCGACGCUACGAACGGCCCUUGGUGGAAAAUGGCAAGGUGGUUGGCUGGUACACUGGCUGGAGAGCGGACAGGCCUUUUGCUAUCGACAUGGCAGGAUUUGCUGUAAGUCUUCAAGUCAUCUUAUCCAAUCCAAAAGCUGUAUUUACGCGUCGUGGAUCCCAGCCAGGGAUGCAAGAAUCUGACUUCCUAAAACAGAUCACAACAGUUGAAGAACUGGAACCCAAAGCAAGUAACUGCACCAAGGUUCUUGUGUGGCAUACUCGGACAGAGAAGGUUAAUCUAGCCAAUGAGCCAAAGUACCUCGUGGACACAGUGAAAAUUGAGGUAUAAAUGGAAACACCAGAUGGUGCAGUUUGCCCAGUCAAGGGGUGUGGAAGAGGAUAUUCGGAGUUCAGGCUGCAGAUCAUUCAGGUAUUGUUUCUUUUACUUCAUUCAAUACAACAACUUUUACUGUCAUCUGAUGGGACUUCUAUUUUAACAGAAGCUAACUGGAUGCUACAAAAUGUAUGUUCUAUCUUCACUUGUUCUGCAUGUUUUAUCUACACCCUAAUGAAGAUUUCUGUACAGUAAGCUAAGUGACAGUGCAAGAUACUACUGAGUACCUUACACACUUGUUCAUCUUUUCCAUUUGGCUUUGUAAUUAGUAGAACUGAACAGGUUUUAGAACCUGAUGACAGGUAUUUUGUCAAGUAAACAUCCCUAGUUCUCUACUUCAUACCAUUUGGAAGGCUGGUGGCAGGUAUACAAUGUAGAAAUAAAAUCCACAAAAAAGUUAAUGGAUUCACCUGUUUAAUAUAGGGAAAUAACAUUUUGUCAAUACUAGGCACCAUAAAAUGUAAACACAAUUACUGUCAUAAACCUGGAUAUACUUUCAAGGAUGAAAAGUGGCUUUGUUUUAGUUACCCUGUUUGUAUAUAGUGCAGCAAAGGUCUUAGUGUUAGCACUAUGUACAUAUGAAGAGAUCCAAAUUAUGAGAGGCAGGUAAAAUUUGAAUUCUUAUGCUUAAGGUUUACAGUAACAUCCAGGUUUAUCUUUUCACUAACCACGUUCCCUGAAAA